Messenger RNA from Tricharina praecox, 1561 nucleotides. Its product is annotated as rab-GTPase-TBC domain-containing protein. Bases 216 to 1388 code for a protein of 390 amino acids. The transcript is spliced from 2 exons. Gene Ontology annotation, cellular component: mitotic spindle pole body. Gene Ontology annotation, biological process: negative regulation of septation initiation signaling; activation of GTPase activity. Gene Ontology annotation, molecular function: GTPase activator activity. The record is from RefSeq and is a predicted model, not a curated record. NCBI's taxonomy places the organism in Eukaryota, Fungi, Ascomycota, Pezizomycetes, Pezizales, Pyronemataceae.
UGCGGGGUUGGCUCUGGUGGAUAGCGUGGCCGCUGUGCUCGUGUGUAACAACUCAGCACUAUGCACAACCUCCACCCUCAAUGAAACCCAUGAAACACACGCACCAGUAGACCAGCCAUUCCAUUGUUCAUGAUCACCGAUAGUCCCGAAUAACUUAUUCUCCCGCCAUAAACCACCGACACCCCUCGGACCACCGUUAUCGAAGCCAUUCCAUCAUGUCAUCCAACCCACCGCCGUUCCUCCGUCGAGCCCGGAAGUUUCCAUCGGCCUCGGGCAUCGAACCCGACAGCAACGCCGCCGCGACGAAUGCCCGCAUGUCCACCCACGCGCCACAGGUCCAGAACAACGGCCUUCCGACGUCGCGGAACUUUAAGCAUCUCCGCUCACGGUCCGUGUCGCAGGCGAACUUUGGGGCUCUGUCCUCACACAGCCACAGCCACAGCGAGUCGUCAUCCACAGCUUCGCGCUACGCACGCAAAGCCGCAUCGACGGCACAGCUCUCGCAACAACAGCAGCCGAUCACCAUCGAGGGAUUGAUCAGCAAACCCCCGGCUUCCCUCACCGAAGCAUUGCAAGACCUGCGACACUUGAUCUUGACCCAGGGCGUCGCGGCGGAUGCCGAUGGAAACUCGGCACUGCGCAUCUACAUCUGGUCGAUCCUCCUCGGCGUGGGACCCAUGCGGACGAACGAGUACGUCGCUCUCGUCAGGCGCGGAGCCUCGAGUAGCUACUCCAAGAUUCGCAACGACACGUUCCGCACGCUCGCCACGGAUCCGCUGUUCCGUCGCCGCGUCUCGGAGUCGUCCAUCAUCCGUCUGCUCAAUGCGUUCCAGUGGAAGAUGAAGGAUACAGGGGUGGACGCACAGGACGCGCAAUACGUACAGGGAAUGAACGUGAUCGCUGCGCCGUUUCUCUACGCCGCUAGGAGCGAAGUGGAGGCGUUCUCGCUGUUUUCCGUCUUUAUCCAGCGCGAGUGUCCCGGCUACGUGCGUCCGACCAUGGAGGGCGUUCACUCCGGGCUGAAACUGGUCGACCAGUGCCUCGAGACGGUGGAUCCAGUGCUGUUCAAACAUCUGCAGAGUAAAUUCUUGACUGCGGAGCUGUAUGCGUUUCCAUCCGUAUUGACUCUUUCUGCAUGUACACCGCCGCUGCCGGAAGUCCUCAAGCUCUGGGACUUCCUUCUAGCGUACGGUGCACAUCUCAACAUUCUCUGCGUUGUGGCACAGUUACUACUGAUGCGCGAUGACCUGUUGGGCGCACAGAGUCCCAUGAAGCUGCUACGGCAGUUCCCGCCUCUGAACUCCAAGACCAUCAUCGACGUCGCCGUCGGUCUGGUCCGGAGGAUACCGCCGGAGCUAUUCGACCAGCUGGUGGAGCACGCGCGGUAACUCACUUAUUUCCUUAUUUUGGUUGUGGUGCAUGGAGUGUGCGGGUGUCUUUAUUCAUUCAUGCUGUUGGGGUUCUGAUUUUACUGUUUUCGUUAUACCCCGGCUCCGCCUGUGUGUCCCGGGGAGGGGUUACGGGCUGGGACAUUCUUUAUAUACCUCUGCACUUUUUGUCG